Pseudoliparis swirei is the source of this 5432-nucleotide messenger RNA. RefSeq names its product SH2B adaptor protein 3 (gene sh2b3). The transcript is spliced from 8 exons. Gene Ontology annotation, molecular function: transmembrane receptor protein tyrosine kinase adaptor activity. The record is from RefSeq and is a predicted model, not a curated record. Gene Ontology annotation, cellular component: plasma membrane. NCBI's taxonomy places the organism in Eukaryota, Metazoa, Chordata, Actinopteri, Perciformes, Liparidae. Bases 334 to 2490 code for a protein of 718 amino acids. Gene Ontology annotation, biological process: intracellular signal transduction.
GGAGUCGCCACUUUUUUACCCGUCAAGACCAUGCCUGAAAGUUUUUUUUUCUUUCCAUUUUUUUUUCUUCUUUUUCAUUUCGUUGAGGAGGAACCGUCGCGUGCGCUCAACUAUGAGAGAGAGAGAAAGCGACGGACUUUUUGAACAUGCAGCUUCUCCCCCGAUGUCCAGUUUCCUGUUGCUCCUCGGCGACGUCGUUUUGAGUUACUUUAGAUGCUUCGCGACACAUUUCCGUUAUGCGAAGUCCAGCUCGUCGGUUAGUCGUCGUGCUGCGGUGGGUGCCCGUCCGAGAUAACGGAGAACCAGUGAUUCUCAGCCGCUCUGGUUACUGCAAUGAAUGGUAACACUAUCCAUCCUGCCAACACCACCGCAGCGACAGCAGGAGGAGGCGGCCCAGGCGUGGCGGCGCCCCCGCGAGGCUGGAGGGAAUUCUGCGAACUGCACGCCAUCGCCACAGCCCGGCAGCUGGCCGGACACUACCGGAGCUUCGCCAGAGAGCAACCGCAGCAUGACGUGCUCCCGGCGGAGACCUUCUCCAAGCAGUUCACCGACCUCUUCCAGCAGCACUUCUGCGGCGAGGUCGACAAAGAUGGCGCUCUGCUCGGCCGGGGCACGGGCCCCGGUUCUACCGGGAGCGCUUUUUUCACCACUCCGGGGGCCCCUCCUCUCCCGUCGCAGACCGUGAUCGGUCGAUUGCGGAUCACAUCUCUGUCGGGGGUCCAGGACUAUCGAGAGGCGGGCCGGCCGAGCGGAGGAGCCGCCCCGUUUGGUGUGGUUUCGCCGAAAGGGGAGCCGGCGGUGGCGAGCCGGGAGCAGGAGCAGCCGCUGCGAUGCGCGGCGGGCAGCUCCUUGUCGGGAAACCCGGUGGUGCUCAGAGGGUCGACCCGGGGCCUCGGCAGCGGGCCGCUGCUGAUUCGUAGCCGCAGCAGCGAGGAGAUCCCUGGCGCCGAUCACCGGCAGGUAUCUCAACGGUACUCCUCCGACUCCUCCACCUCCAACGCCGCACGGGGCGACGUCACACAUUUCUCCGUCAGCCAAAUCCGGCACACCGUGAGACGGCUGCUCUCAAAGCGGCCCGGCCCCCCCUCAUCCCAGGACCUGGCCCCUAACAACCCCACCACCACCAGCAGCAGCAAUCCCCCAAAUAAUGGUGACAGGGUGGGCGUAAUCUCCUCCACACACGGGGAAGUGUCCUCCUCCCCCUCUUCCUCACACUCCCCCUCUUGUCUGAACUCUGAAGCCUUGCCCCCAGCCUCUUCUCACACGUCCGUGGCUGGAGUCGCCUCUCACUUCCUGGAUCGCUUUCGUUGGUUACGCAGCGGAAGCAUGAGGCAGAAGAGGUCAGAGGUGAGCGGCUGCUGUAAAGAGGGCCAACUGAAGUACUUGCUGGUGGAAGACACUAUCUCAGACACUCAGCCCCGCUGGCAACGCUGCCGCCUGCUGGUCAGGAGGAUCAGGGACGCUCAAGUAGGAGGAAGAGGAGGCGGAGAGAUGUACCAGUUGGAGCUCUAUGAUCCUCCAAAGGCCUCCGGUCCCAAGCUGACGACUCAUUGCUCGGACAUCCAAGAAGUCCGUCGCUGCAACCGGCUGGAGAUGCCCGACAACUUAAACACAUUUGUUUUAAAGGUUAAUCGAGGUAGUCUGAUAUUUGAGACGGACAAUGACCAGCAGGUCAGCUCCUGGACCACAGAGCUAAGAGAAUGUAUCAGCAACAGGUCAGGCAGUGUGGAUCUGGAGCCGCUCUCCUCCCCAGCCAAUCACAGAGGGAGCUCGGAGUCGGGCAGUCAAAGCGCGGUCACGUUCGCCCCGCCCGAGCAGGUCGCCCAGAAAGCCGACCACUUCCUGUUCUCCUACCCCUGGUUCCACGGGCCCAUUUCCCGCGUGAAGGCCGCCCACCUGGUCCAGAGCGCCGGGCCGCAGGGACACGGCGUGUUCCUGGUCCGGCAGAGCGAGACGCGGAGAGGAGACUACGUCCUCACCUUUAACUACCAGGGGAAAGCAAAGCACCUGCGUCUCUCGCUCACAGAGUGGGGUCAGUGCCGUGUGCAACACCUCCGCUUCCCCUCCGUCAUCGACAUGCUCGGUCACUUCCGCCUCUUCCCCAUCCCGCUGGAGUGCGGCGCCGCCGGAGCCGUCACGCUGUCCAGCUUCGUGGUGGCGGGAUCCUGCCCUCCGUCACAGGGCCAGCUGUCCGGCGCCCUCCUCGUCCCGUUCUCUCUCCACCGGUGGAGCUCGGAGCCCAGCGUGGCUCACUGCAGCCGGGCCCCGGCCCGGUCCUCCUGCCUCACCGGCACCGCGCCCGGCAACCGCCGGGCGCCCGAUCCCCCGCCGUCCGCCGCCGCUCCUCUCCGCCGGAGCGAGUCCAUGGGGCGGCGACCGCUCUCGCCACGACACCCCGCCGCCCACAUCGCCCAGCGGGACUCGGACUACGAGCUGGAGCCCGGCCGCGGCCGCAAGCGGGCGAUAGACAACCAGUACAUGUUGCUCUGACCCGCCGGGGCGAGCACAGCCAACACACACACACACACACACACACACACACACAGCUUCAUGCGAGUGUCAGAGAGCGAGCGAUCCUAACGUGAUCACAGCAGACUCAUCUUGAGCGAACAAGUCCUGUUCACACACACACACACAUACAUACACACACACACACACACACACACAUCUGUGCUGGGAGUGUGUUUACCAGUGUCAGACCCCCACCUCCUCCACCCUGAGUGUCCACAGUGAAUGUAUUUUUGGGAGUUUUAUAACAAGUAUUGCGUCAUUAUUCCUGUGUGUGUGUGUGUGUGUGUGUGCCGCCUCCAAACAAAGAGUUACCAACGUUGAUGUUCUGAUGACUUCAAAGGAGGUGCGCUUGUUUUCAACUUCUUUGGCACUUAACCUGAACCGAUGGGAAGGCACCGCCUGCACGUUGGUUAAAUCAAGCGCUCCUUUCAAAUAUUUAAGACAUUUACUCUUCAUACACAGAACUUUGUUGUGGAGUUAACACACACACACACACACACGUAUUUAUGUCAACUCACGAACCAGAGACGCUCUUCUUCACGCCGCGUCUCCACACUCCAUUAGGUAUUCCUCCUCUCGCUCAAUAUUCUAUAUAUUUAAGUGCACGACGCUUUCAGUGCACUUUGAAAACAAUGUGUAUUUCUUUCUAUACACAGAUUAUUUUGUAGAGAAAUAAAUAAACAGUCAAACAAAAGGAUUCAAAGUGGGAUCCGUUGCUGAAAGACGUGAUCUUCUUCCAACUCUUCAAACCGUCGCAGAGAACAAAGAACCGCGGAAUUAUUUCAUCGGCGACAUUUUAUUUGUACCCCCGUGAGAGCCGUUUGUGGAGCGAUUGUCUCCUGACGGCUGAUUGGCCGUCCAGUUGUGACGCCCUGCAGUGUGUGUGGGCUUUGUGUCCCCACACACACACUGGCAGGUUUUCCAACGUGGCCGCCAAGUGUAUUAUCGUCAGUGUCUUUCGUAUAUUUCAAGUACCAAAGUACAUUAAUAAGUCCUUCCUGCCCCAAACGUCAAUGGGAAAAAAAAGAUACAAAUACUUAUGAUAUAUAUAUAAAAAAUAAUAAUAAUAUAAUUGAUCUAUUUUUUUACAAAAACAAUGGUUUGCAUUCAAAUGGAUGGACGGAUAUUGUUGUUGCCGUAUGAAUUCUUCACACCUGGUACAAAGUGACCUUUAGUGACCUUUACUCGGCCUCAGGAGAGAAGAGGGGCGCGUCAGUCGUCCUCUGAUGCGUUCGCUCUCUUUCUUGUUGUGUUGCGAGGAGUUCAGGAAGCGGAAGACGUCUGCAGAGCGUCGGCGGGGAAACGGACCACAACAAAAGGAAUUGAUCCAAUAUUUGACAUCCGAAAUAAGUGCUGGAAACUUCAUUUCAGGUUUUUAAUGUUUCUUAAUGCUAAAUUAAACCCGUUAAAGGCCUCUUAAAGGUAGACCGUGAUAAGUGCCUCUGGAUUUACAUUUUAUUCCUUUUUGUCACACGGGCAAACCUCCAUGUCUCCAACUCAAUGAAAUGAAAUGUUUUCCAAAGCAUUCUUUUGUACUACCGAAGCCAAGAGAAAAAACAGGAUGAAAGUAAUAUACAUACAUAUAUAUAUAUUUGACACUAUUCACCAUUUCAAUAGAACUUUUCUGUCAGCUCAGGUGUGAAUUUUGUUGUCAAAAGUUGAUUUUAAAAAAGGAAAAAGAUCCCCAAAUUAAGCUUUUACCAAAGCAAGCGUUUAUGUUCUGAUAGUGACCGACCAGCGGGUCCGUGUGGGUUUUUCGUCCUGAGAUUUGCCCGUUUCAGUCUCGCUGUUUCUCGUGACCCCCGUCUCAAACAGCUCUCGGUCUCGUGAGCCGGUCUUUCUGUCCUCCUUUAACUUUGCUUGAACAACAACCUCAGCAGCUGAUGAAGAUUCACCUUCAUCAUCCCUCGGCUCUGACUCCCCGGCUCUCUGCCCUCGUUCUCUUUGGAGUUUCCUGUAUUUCUUUCAGAAGAAAAAUGCCUAAAUACAACCUGAUUUCCUCAUGAACCGAACCGCCGGUCCUCCUCUUGUGAUGCAAGAAGUCCGCUUCAUCUUCCAGAGGAACAUUUUGACAAUGUGGUUGUGUCGCUCUCUUAAACGUGUCGCCAGUGAGGGGAACAAGAACAAAGACAAACGUACGGUUGGUCUUCCUGCCUUUUAUUGUCCAAACGAAUCCCUCGUCACUCCUUUCCAUCUGAAAGCAACGGCGACAAGAACCUUUUCUGGACUCUCGGCCUCUCUUUGCUCAUCAAUAUUAUUUUUUUUAGGGAGAACAAUAACUGCCUUAGCCAGAAAGCUGCCGUUACCGUUUCCCCUUUUUGAAAGCUCAGGUGUGACGUCUUUGUUUAGUGCAAUAUCUGAGAGGUGCCCCGUGCUUCACAGAAGACGUGAAGACAUUAAGAGUGAGAACUCGAUGUUCACUCCUCGUCGCCGGCUGAAGGAAGUGAUUUCCUAAAGGUCGGAAAGACCAGAAAAGAAAUGCCAUAUUUAAAAUCAGGGCUACCAAUUUACCCCUUUUUUUUUUAUAGGGCUUUUCAUUUUGUGUCAUGGUUGCAUCGAUCAAUGUGUCGCAAUAAUCAAGUUAACACUUCCUGAACAAGAUCCCUGUGUACCUCAGCAUCCCCCUCCCCCCAUCAUAUGUUUGUUUUAAAUGUCCAGUUGAUGAAUGUAAUGUGUUCUCAAUACUGUUCGUUUUGUUAACUUAGCACUGUAAACAUUCCAGUCCAACUCAACAGCCAAUGAAAACCACAUAAGCUUCUUCUUUUUAAUUUUAUCUGUCAUUCUGUCUGCAUCCUUCAGUUAUAAGCAUCUAAAUAAUAUUAAAUAUAUAUAUAUCAACUGUAUAUUUGACUUUUGUAAAAUAAACCUAACCAAAAAACAAAAAAAAGAUGCACUCUGAAGUUUCUGUGUCGCUUCCAAAA